Messenger RNA from Bombina bombina (fire-bellied toad), 4642 nucleotides. It is a transcript of the gene SPRY4, whose product is annotated as sprouty RTK signaling antagonist 4. NCBI's taxonomy places the organism in Eukaryota, Metazoa, Chordata, Amphibia, Anura, Bombinatoridae. Gene Ontology annotation, cellular component: cytosol; membrane. Gene Ontology annotation, biological process: negative regulation of fibroblast growth factor receptor signaling pathway; multicellular organism development; negative regulation of MAP kinase activity. The transcript is spliced from 2 exons. Bases 176 to 1069 code for a protein of 297 amino acids. The record is from RefSeq and is a predicted model, not a curated record.
CGAAAAGGGAGCUGACAGCAGAGGAGCUAUGCAGUUUGGAUCAAUGGUUUCUGAGAGGUUUUGCCUGCACACAGUCACUGGCUUGUUGGGAUUUUCGGAUUAUUGAGAAAUGUUCUUUGCUGUGUUCUUCCAAGAAUUUUAAGAAUCCACAUUUCAAGAGUUGGACAUUAGGUCAAUGGAUUCCAGGAUUCCUCACAGCAUCACUUCGGUGCCCAGUGCAGUUAUGGUACAACCCCUACUGGAUGGCCGGGUUCCUUAUGGACGGUUACAGCAUCCGCUCACAAUACUGCCUAUUGACCAGAUGAAAACUACCCAUCUUGAAAAUGACUACAUAGACAAUCCAGCUUUCAAUCAGCAAACAAUUCAGAAGCUUGGUAGGGGGCUGAAUGAACCAAUGCUUAUCAAUCAGCAUCUGCAGAGAUGUGAUGCAGACAUUACGCACCCCUGGAUAUCAUUCAGUGGGCGACCAAGUUCAAUUAGCAGCAGCAGCAGUACUUCCUCAGAUCAGAGGCUUUUGGACCAUAUGGCUCCACCUCCAGUGGUAGAUCAUUCCCCACCUAGGGCAGUGCGGAUACAGCCUAAAGUAAUUAAUUGUAAGCCUCAGGAUGUAAAGGGACCAAUAGCCCAGGAGCUAGACAAGCACUUCUUACUUUGUGAAGCUUGUGGCAAGUGCAAAUGCAAGGACUGUACCCUCCCUCGGACCUUGCCUUCUUGCUGGGUGUGCAAUCAGGAUUGUCUGUGCUCAGCUCAGAAUCUUGUCAAUUACUCCACCUGCAUGUGUUUGGUCAAGGGAGUAUUUUACCACUGCACCAAUGAAGAUGAUGAAGGCUCCUGUGCAGAUCACCCAUGCUCCUGCUCCCACUCCAACUGUUGCGCUCGCUGGUCAUUCAUGGGCGCCUUAUCACUUGUCUUUCCUUGCUUGCUUUGCUACCUUCCUGCCACAGGCUGUGUCAAACUCUCCCAGAAAUGUUACGACAAAGCUAGUCGGCCUGGGUGUAGGUGCAAAAACACGAACAGCGUCAUGUGCAAAGCACCAGAUGCAGUCUGCAGGCCAGAGAAGCCAUUCUGAUAAGCAUACUGUGAGGUUUUGUGAACUGUUAUGAGGAUGCUACACAUUGCAGGAAAAUUAAGCAAAAAAAAAGACACUAGGCAGGAUAUGACCACCCAAGGCUUUAAUUUAGUACCCUUUAAUUAUGGAGGCAAUGGAAGACUAAGUAUUGCACAGAAUAAUAGCAGGAAAAUGCAUUGGGUGUAUUGCUGCUGUGAUCCAUUUCCAAAUCUUGUGUUUAAGUGUCAAAAUGAUGCGCUAGCUAGAGAAUAGUCGCAUCUCUAGGUAGCCAUGGGGCAUCAUACAUAAAGCUACCGGCAAAUAUGUUUCUUCUUUUGUUAUUUCCUACUUUUUAGCAUGUCCGCUCCAGUUCUUCCUUGCAUACUAUGACUUUUUAUGCAAAGUGUUGAAUCUUACAGUCCAUCUACACAUGUCAUUUAACAGUUGUCUUUCUAGCAAGAGUUUGGUUGUGUAACUUUUUUAUGUCUGUAUUAUUUCUGUUUUUUUAUAUUUUUCAGUAUUUUUUCCCCCCCUUUUUGUUUGAUGAAAACUUAAGUCAUAGAAAACCAAAUUGAAAAUACAAGUGCCCAGGUUACUGUUACAAGUUCACUUUCUAGUGUUAAGAAAACACUUUUCUAGAACUAGCUUUGUUGAUCACCUCUCACUAUGCAUUUUUAUUAUUCAGGUCCUCUUAUCCAAUUAAAUUUGGACUCUCAUCCUUUCAGCAGAUAAUGACAUCAGUUAUUUUUAUUUUAAAAUGUCUUUUUUGGCCCAGCUAUAGCUGCAUUGCCCUUAUUGACUAAUGGCAGUUUAUUUUACUUUCAGCCUGUUGGAAAAAAUACUUGACCCUUUUACUUCUGCUGGGGUUACAGUUUUCAGGGCAGCACAUCCUAGCCUGAGUAUUCCCUCCUUUUAACAUUUUGGGAAUCUCCACACUAAGACUGGGAGACUAAGAGCACAACACAUUUUUGUAACCUGAAAUCUCAAAUGUAUAGUUUAUAAGGAGCAAUUUUAACGAGGGGCAUUUACAUGAUCAAUGUGAAUGUGUUUUAUUUUCUUCAUUGUUUUUAUUUAGCAAAAUGAAAUUUGCAUGUAGCCUUUGUUUCCUCUGCUGCUGCUGUUCUAGUGUAAAACAGAAUGUGUAUAUCUGUGUACAUAUACAUAGAGAGAUACAAACAUGUCUAUUUUAGUGUUAAAUAAUUACUGGGUAAAGUCAGGGGAGCCUAGGAGCUUAUAAGCAUAUAUUUUUUAAAUCUAGAAUUUCAUAUUUAAUGGGACACAGACAUCAGUAGUUUCCCUGUUGAAACAGUUACAUCUAGGUGUGUAAACUUACAAGUACUGUUUUGAUGUUACAAAUUCCAUUAACCCUAAAUUCAGGAGGAGGAGCUAAGCACGCUCAGCUGCUCUUCAAUGUAUUCUACCACCACCAUGGAGGGUUAAAUUAUGGUCUCUAAAGCAGGGUAAAAUAUGGUCAACACUUGUACAGCGUUGUAAGCUGAAAACCCUAUAUAAUUCUUUUUAUGUAUUUUCUUUCAAUAGAGAAUUUUACUGAUAGUGUUCAUUUAUGCCAAUAAUGCUUAAUUGUUCACUCCCACAUGGUCAUAUUAAUUUGCCCUUUAAGACAUAGUAAUUCAUUUCUGAUGGCAAACAGGUGCUAGACUUUGUAUAAUAUAAUUUCCAGUUUCCGUGUUAAAGGGGAAUUUUCAUCAGUAUAAAUGAUUGUUGUUUGACUGUAGAUGUCCUUUAAACGGGUUUUAAGUUCAUCAUUUCCUUUAUUUAUUUAUUUUAACCUUAAAAAUUACAGGUACAGUCUAGGAAAUGUAACAAAAAAAAAAAAAAACAUUCUGGACUUUUUUUUAAAAUUAAAUAAUUAAUCCAAAAAUAUUCAAAUCUAUAAGAGCUACAAUUACUAUGUCUCUGUUUUGCCUGUUAUUGUGUCCAGUUUAAAAUCCUUAUUUUAACAUUGCUGCAUGUAUAGCACUUUGUCGUUGGUUAUAAAUAGUUUAUUUAUUCUUAAUUUAAUGAGGUGUAGAGAGAGCAUCUAUAUGCUGAAAAGGUACAAUUAGCCUUCAUUUAUAUUUGUUUGAAAUUUCCCCUUUAGGACUGUGAACUGCUGUUGUAAAAUGAUGAUGAGUUAUAUAUAUAUUUUUUUAUUUUAUAAUACAGUGAACAAAUUUUACAUGGUUUCCUGGCACCUUAAUAGGGCAUUUCAGGUUUAAGCAACCAGGCAGCAUUUUCCAAUCAAAUUAUCCCACAGUUUGAUUUGAGUUGCUCAUUAUUAUAGGCUUGCCCAUAGACAAUAAACAAGUUGUUGAGUGGGUAAUACUGCUUCCUUUAUUUAAAAAAAAAUACCAUCUCUUAAUUUCAGAAUGUUUAGGUUUUGUCAUGACAAUACAUUUAACAUUCUUAUUAGGACAUUUUUAUAAUGAAUAAAGCUAAUGUCCUAUGCUUAUUAGGAGAUCAUUACUAAGUAAAACACAACUACAAGUGUUGAGAUAGAAUAAAUACAUACCUAAUAGUGGCCCUUUAGAUUUAACUAUAUUAUACCCAUAUUUGCUCCUUAACAAACUCAAAUUUUUUUGUCAGCAGUCCAGGCCUACCCAUUUCAGACUUUUGCUGGGAGGAGGGAAUGUGUGGAAGGACGGGUCAGAGCUGGUCCUAUUGGCCCCAUAUACUCCACUCUGGUACAAAUACACAACUUCCUCUCAGCAGAGAAGGCCUCGUAUCAACAAUGCCUGUGGGAAUUUGAGACCAUUUUAAAGUAUUAAAAGCACUUCUGAAACAGUGAAAAUAGUUUUUAAUGAGAUGCAAAGAAUACAAAUCUGAAAAAAAUAUGUAGCUUUACCUGUCACCAAGCUCUUAUAAGGCCUGUUACGUCACCUUAUUAUUUCUUAAUUGGACAUUUGAUGGUAGAAUCCAGUCCUAUUUUUCUGUAUUGAUGUCCCAUACUUUACUUUAGAAAGCUACAUUUAUAUACAUAGGUCCUUAUGAUUGCUUUAGACUUUAAUACAUUAACCUUUAUUCUUGAGCUAAUGAAACACCACAUCAUUUUAAAUUCUUGAACACUGACCAAUUGGCAAACGUAGAAUUUUGAACUAAUCUCCAUUUGUGCUACAGAUUCCUGUGAGGCAGCCAAUCCACUUAGGGAAUGGGUGAGCCUUAUAUUAUUAACCUCUUGGCUACUAGAAAAGGCUGCUUUUCAGCCUUUUCUGGUAACUAAUAGAUGAAGCAUAAUAAAAUAGAUCUAUAUCUAAUAAAAAAUAGAUCUAUAUACUAUGCUGCCUUUUUGAAAUGUCUGUCAGUAAUCAAUGUCCAGUUUGUUCACAGCCAGCAAUGUUUUGAUUUACAAGGGAAAAAAAUAAACAAACAAAUAUACCUUUUGAAAGAUUGACCCCAUGGAAGAAAUAUAUAUGCGCCGACCGUUUCCUUUGUAUAGAAUAUUUAUUUUGAAGCUCUAUUUUAAUAGUAUUUAUUUUAGAAAGUCUACUAUUGUAAGAGUUCUUCUGUUUGUGAAGAAAUACACAAGUUAAAAACUGAAUGUACUGAUCUAGAAAUAUAUAAAUAUAUAUAAUUAUAUAUUGUUAAAUAUAAAAA